Ochotona curzoniae (black-lipped pika) is the source of this 1255-nucleotide messenger RNA. It is a transcript of the gene CPA4, whose product is annotated as carboxypeptidase A4. The record is from RefSeq and is a predicted model, not a curated record. Gene Ontology annotation, molecular function: zinc ion binding; metallocarboxypeptidase activity. The annotation marks the transcript as partial. The transcript is spliced from 9 exons. Gene Ontology annotation, biological process: proteolysis. NCBI's taxonomy places the organism in Eukaryota, Metazoa, Chordata, Mammalia, Lagomorpha, Ochotonidae.
UCUCAGCUCGAUGUCUGGAGAUCUCCCUCGACCUUUGGCCGGCCAGUGGAUGUCUUGGUCCCGUCUGUCAGCUUGCAGCCAGUCAGGUCCUUCCUGGUGUCCCAGGGUUUCGAGUACUCAGUGACAAUUGAAGACCUACAGGCCCUUUUGGAUGACGAAGAUGAAGAAAUGCAACACAAUGAAGGACAGGAGCGGAACGGCAGUCACUUCAACUACGGGGCUUACCACUCUCUGGAAGCCAUUUACCACGAGAUGGACAACAUUGCCUCCGACUUUCCUGACCUGGUGAGCAGGGUGCAGAUUGGAUGUUCGUUUGAGCGCCGGCCCAUGUACGUCCUGAAGUUCAGUACCGGAGGAGAGCAGCAGCGGCCAGCCGUUUGGCUGAACGCAGGCAUCCAUUCCCGCGAGUGGGUCUCGCAGGCCACUGCCAUCUGGACGGCAAGGAAGAUUGUCUCUGACUACCAGAAGGAUCCUGCCCUCGGUGCCAUCCUGGAGAAAAUGGACAUCUUCUUGUUGCCUGUGGCCAAUCCGGACGGCUAUGUGUACACACAGACUCGUAACCGGAUGUGGAGGAAGACACGGUCCCUCAAUCCUGGAAGCCUCUGUGUUGGUACAGAUCCCAACAGGAACUGGAACGCCAGUUUUGCGGGACAGGGAACUAGUGCCAACCCUUGCUCUGAAGUAUACCACGGCCCUCACGCCAACUCGGAAGUGGAGGUGAAAUCAGUGGUAGAUUUCAUUCAGAAUCAUGGGAAUUUCAAAUGUUUCAUCGACCUGCAUAGCUACUCCCAGCUACUGAUGUACCCAUACGGAUAUACGAUCACGAAGGCCCCAGAUGCGGAAGAACUGGACGAGGUGGCGAGGCGUGCAGCCAAGGCUCUGGCUUCCCUGUCGGGCACUGAGUACCAAGUGGGCCCCACCUGCACCACUGUCUACCCAGCUAGCGGCAGCAGCAUCGACUGGGCGUACGAUAAUGGCAUCAAGUACGCCUUCACAUUUGAGCUGAGAGAUACCGGGCACUACGGCUUCCUGCUGCCAGCCAAUCAGAUUAUCCCCACCGCCGAGGAGACCUGGCUGGGGCUGAGGAGCAUCAUGGCGCAUGUACGGGACCACCUCUACUAAGCGAGGACAUUUGUGUCCAUUCUUGCACAUGCUGGACUUCAUGCCGGAGUCGGAGCCCUCCCGGUUUGUGGGGAGCCCAGGCCAGGCCGUUCUCUGCAGCUGGUGCACCCUGGCAGGGUAGCUGCACAGAGGC